AUGGAUGGAAGUAAAUACGUUGAAGUAACUAUCACCGAUCCUGACGUCGAAGUUCCAGUAUCCGACACUCAACAUAUACAUUCCGCCUUAAGCACGAUUCAAGAAUACGAUAAUUCGAACAUUCCUCAAUUAUCUCUCGUAAAUUUAUUCCCAGGACACGUUCAGAACUCCAAAAGUUUCAAAUCUGAUGACAUAUUUUCUAAAUCAUCGGAAGAGAACAAAAUUUCAAUUCAACCAUUUGACAUUGAUCUGCUUUUGAGGUACUACGCGUGCAAUUCGAGUAUGGAGAAAUCGAUAAACAAAAUGUUCGAAGCGACAGGAGACAGAGUAUGCAAAGACGUAGAUCGAGGCUCAUUAGUGGAAUUGGGCGCAGUUUAUAGAGUGUUCAAUCUACUUCAACGAGAGUCUUUCGGAAAUAUUUUAUCGUUCGUCACUCCGUUCCGUGACGCCGCAAUCAAGUUACAAUCUCUGUUGAGGAGAUACAGUAACAAUGAACUGGAACAGAUUUUCGCGAGCGAUCCGUCAAUAAAAAUCUGCAAGUAUUGCGGGGUAAUCAGUUGCUCGAAUAAAACAAGCGAAUCGAUCGGAUCGCGGCGAUCGCCGCCUAGAACAUCUUACUUUUUGAAUACGCAGACCCUUUCAGACAACACGAACAGAAACAACGGCUCGGAAUUAUGCAGAGCUACAGAGAAGUUCGAUACACAGAAACCGUUAUCAACGAAGCGUAUCGGGAAGUAUUACAACUCGCGAAAGAAUAUAACUUCUGGUUACAAACGGCUCGAUAACCGAAGAAGCGAUAACUCGACUGACAGGAGUUCAACCGAUAAACAUGACGACAAAAUUCCUUCUCAACAAGUUGAAAUUAUGAUCGCUGAACGCGAGGAUGUUGCAGAUACAGCGAAGUCUGUGCAAAAUGUGGCGAGCGAACAAAUUUCAGAGAACAAGAAGACUUUACGAAACCAAAUGAGUAGUUUACAAAGAUCAGAACCAUCGUCCAUUAAAGCAGAAAAAUUUACAGUGGAAAAUUGUAAUGUGGCUGAUGACACAGAGAAAAAGUUGAAUGAAAACGAUGCGAUGGUUGCUCGCGUUGCUGACGUGACAACCUCAGUUUACGCUGAAUUGUUCAAACUGCACAAUAAUAAGGACUUGACUUCACUUGUCGAUGAUAGUGUGUCACGUAAAAAGCGAACACACGAACCAGUGAUAAGAAGCCAGCGAAGCAUCGAUGAAACUAGUGAAAAAUUCGUGAAAGAUAUUUUAUAUGAACAGUCGGGAACAGAUGACUCUAAAUUCAAAAUUGACAAGCAGCAUAAAAAUAUUCAGGGUGCGAAAGAUUCUCACGAAGUUGAUUCAAUCAUUAAUACAAUGACGUAUUUGGCACACAGUCGUCUCGGUUCGGCAGACACGAAACAAGACGAAUUCGUUUCGCAACUGAAUGACAGAGCUCGGAUAAAGUCUAGAGCCUCUAACAAUAGACGUCGCUUUAUUUUACAUGCCAGUCGGGAUUGUAAUCCGCAAUUAGAUUCAGCGUUUGAUAUGCACAACGAAUUGAAAAAUUCGGGUGGCGGCGUGCGUGGAAAUAAAUGCGAAAAUUUCGAACAUCUCUCUAGAAGCAAUGAACAGUCAACGAGUCUUAGUUGUUUAAUGGAAGAUGAUUCCCUAGAAAAUAUUUCCAGAGCAUUCAGUCCGCCAGUAAACUCGGAUCAAAGCGUCAGUUCCUCUUCCGCGGAGAACAUGAUACGUGAAUGGAUGAAAUGUCCGCGAACGAAAAGCGAAAGCAGUUCCCGCAUUGAUAAUUGCGGAAUAACGGUCAGUUCAACGCCUCUUAUAAUUGGAUUAGACGUUAAACUGCAAACACCGGGUACCAAUGAUAAAUGCGUGUAUUGUACGCAGACUUCCAUUGACAAACAUGUUCUUCAACACAAAGAUUCAACUGGCACAAGGGUAAAAGAUGCAUUAUUAUCUUCAAACGUUCAAAAAGACAAUGAGCUUUCAACUGCACAGGUGUCACAAGUAACCAGUGAGAAUUCAAGGCACGACAUCAGUCAGGAUUCAAUAAGCGACAAUGUGAAGAAGAGAAGGUCUAAAGGAAGCCUCGGAAGUAAAAAGUUCAGUAUAAAGCAGAUACUAGGAUCCUUGAAACCGAUGAAGCUCAAGCAGAGCAAGACGAACUCGAAAUUUUCGACACUGUCUGAAAAAAAUUCAUCGAAUGGUUCCAUUAAAAACGUCACACGGCGCAUCAGUUACAACGAAUCGUUCUUGAAGAGUUUGAUCAAGGACGAUGAAGAAUGCGACGAGGUUGCUGAUACUUUACUACUGUAUCGCAAGAUCCUCGAAGGCACGGAAGAAAUGGACUGGGAGGAUUUCCAGCGAUUCAUUGAGAAAUUACACUCCAGUCAGAAGGAUCUCUGGCGCGACAUUUGCAGCGCCAUUAAUAACGAAGCGAAAAGGUUGGCCGAUAAGGGCGACGGCACGACGGAAGUGUGUAUAGAAAUCAGUUCCGUUCACUGCAAAGGGACAAAGCAAGGGGAAAGAUCGUGCGGCAACGAGAUCGUGUUCGAGAUGGACAUGACGCUCGGAGACCUCGAGAGGUUUCUUGAUAGGAAGCUGGCUUCUACUAAGAAAAGGCAACUUGACACCUUCCGGAGAGCCAGUGAAGUUAUUAGAGUUCGAAAUGAUGACGUUUGUGAUACUAAAGUGGUCUCCAAUCAAGCUGAGUAG
Messenger RNA from Nomia melanderi (Alkali bee), 2721 nucleotides. RefSeq lists its product as uncharacterized. The record is from RefSeq and is a predicted model, not a curated record. NCBI's taxonomy places the organism in Eukaryota, Metazoa, Arthropoda, Insecta, Hymenoptera, Halictidae.